Messenger RNA from Panicum hallii, 546 nucleotides. Its product is annotated as methylsterol monooxygenase 1-1-like. Gene Ontology annotation, biological process: sterol biosynthetic process. Gene Ontology annotation, molecular function: iron ion binding; C-4 methylsterol oxidase activity. Lineage: Eukaryota; Viridiplantae; Streptophyta; Magnoliopsida; Poales; Poaceae. The coding region runs from base 1 to 546 and encodes 181 amino acids. The transcript is spliced from 4 exons. The record is from RefSeq and is a predicted model, not a curated record.
AUGGGGCUUCCUUUGCCAUCGGCGGGGGAGGCCGCAGUGCAGCUGCUGGUGUACACGUUGGUCGAGGACUACCUCUCCUACUGGAUCCGCCGCGUGCUGCACACUGACUGGGGCUACGAGAGGAUCCACCACGUCCACCACGAGGUCACAGCGCCCACGGGGUUCGCCACGUCAUUUAGCCACGGAUUCCUUCUAUGCUAUGCUAUGGACUUGUUAUUACACCCCAUGCAUGCACGCCACAAACUGCAUACAUGCAGGUACAACUUCCCAUUUGAACCCACCAAGUUGAUCCCGUUCUAUGGAGGAGCAGAAUUCCAUGACUACCAUCACUAUGUGGGGAGGCAAAGCAAGAGCAACAUUAGUUCUGUUUUCGCAUACUGCGAUUAUAUAUACGGAACGGAUAAAGGAUACAAAUACCGCAAGGCAAACAUAGCAAAUAAGCUGAAAGCGAAGUUGGCAAGUAACAAUACAGAGAAAGGAGGCAGCAAAGGAUCCAGCAGCGCGAAACUGGACAGAGAAUAUUGGUUACCGUUUGAACCUGAAUAA